AUGGAUUCCAGUUCUGAUCGUGCGUCGGCCCUGGCCAGUAUACAACAUCUCUCUUCGUCUCUCCCUCUAUCUCAACCAUGGGAAAACCAGUCUUCCUCUACCUUUGGUACCCGUGGCCGGGUAUUCAAUCCUGCUCUGGACGAUCCUACGCUGGUUCGACGGCCUACUGCUCUACGGCAACUUCAUGGGAUUGCUAGACCACCCCAACGGAAACACCGACAGUCCCCAUCGGUUGCCAGUACUAGGGGGGAUUCUGCAAUGUCGAGGCGGCGAAGCUUAGAUACGGAACGGCAAGCAGCAAACAGCCCUCCUGUCCGGCUACCGCCCGUUGAAGAGUUUGGUAUCGAGGGUAUUUUGCAGUCUAUUGAGCCUAACAUCCAGGUCACGCUGGAUGCUAUAGCCGAGAUAUGUGGGCGAAGCAGGCUGAGCCUUGCGAACGAGUAUGGGAGCCAUCGACCGCCACUUGGAGAAAUCAGAGCGCCUGCACGCACUGUUGAUCAUGGCCUUUUGACAGUUGAAGAGGCCAGCUCUAGCACUGAGAGGCUGGCAGACGAUAAUGUCCUGGUCGUGGGUGACGAUAUUAGUACUGUGGAUGGCCACGGUCACUUCUCGUCCACUUACGAUUAUCUCAACCCAAUACACCGCCCCACAGGUCUUUUCGAUUUCCGAAAUUCAAUACCUCAGGCAUGGGGUGAGGCAAACGCUUCCCAGCAGCAUGCUGAGACUCAAAGAUUAACGUUACGAAGAGAAUCUAUACCUGCAUAUGAAGGGGCUAUUCCCCCUACACAUGAACCUCAACCCGUAGAGAAAGGGAAACUACCUUAUCUACCGUGGGCUCUCAAGGAUCAUAGUGUCAAUAGUGGCCAUCGUGCUACUGGACAGUCAAUGAUGACACAUCCUGUCAUAUCUGAAGUCCAUCUAGACGCUCAGGCUGAUAGGACUUAUCACUUGACUGAGCCAGGUAGACCGUGGCCAUCAACUGACCCAACGAUGGACGACCCAGGCUAUGAGGGUGUCUUAUAUACUAGCAGCCAUACACAAAAAUCACACUCUAGAAAAUCUUCUGUUCUGACUGAACUGCAAGGGUUCCUCGGCUGGCUUGGAAAUACGAAUCGCUCUUCUGAUAAACCCAGCCAUGAAGUCACCUCCCUGAUAUCUGCCCAGACGAAGCUACGAGAGCUGCUGGAGAAACACGACGCUCGCCUCAGUCAGCCUCCUGAUGAACGAUGA
Microsporum canis CBS 113480 is the source of this 1230-nucleotide messenger RNA. RefSeq lists its product as hypothetical. The transcript is spliced from 2 exons. The record is from RefSeq and is a predicted model, not a curated record. Lineage: Eukaryota; Fungi; Ascomycota; Eurotiomycetes; Onygenales; Arthrodermataceae. The coding region runs from base 1 to 1230 and encodes 409 amino acids.